UACGAAACUUGCUGCGACCAUGUUGACCGUAACAGGAAUCGACGACGUCGACGCAGGCAUCGGAAUGAGGAUCAUGCUCGGCCCCGUCUAAACAACGAUGAUAAUCAGAUUACACCCGAUUUCCCAUGGCAUCACGUUCUACUGGGUUCUGUUCUUGUCCCAUAUGUAACCAUCUUCGCAACCCCACUGCGACGCUUUCACCUGCGAUGUUCGCAGCAGCUGCCCUUCCCAAUUGGCAGGUACCUUUCGUUCCCGGAAUGCCUUAUAACUGGGGCCAGCGCUUAUACGAUCCCACGCCUCCGGUAGUCCCACACGAGUAUCUCGAUAGCCGGGGUUCUUCUCCUCCAGUGAUACCUGGUUGGACUCCUCCUAACCCAGUCAUUCCAGAUUUACCUGCUCCUGCGAGCCCUCCUGCAAAUCCACCAGCUCCUAACACGCCUCCAGUUGUGCCUUUCAUACCAUCUCCUUCCCCCGUAAUACCCACUCCUCCACCUCUCAGUGAAAUCGCAUUGUACUAUCAGCUUCGCCAACUACCUUAUACCUUCCUUGAAUCCUUCCAUGGGCAGAUACAUUUCCCUGCAUUGCAUUGGGACAUCAUUCAUCCUCCCAAUACUGCGCGAUUCGUAAAUGGCCCUACAGCAUUUGGGGUUGUUUUACCCAACUUUCACGCAGCUGCCUUCACACCCGACACUAUCCGUAACGUUCCAUGCACCUCGAGACACCCUAUCCUUCGGUACUGGAUGUCUCCCAGACGAUGGGGUCCUCUUGUUAUUCGUAACUUUGAUACGAUAACCGUACGGGAAGUGCUACAGCAAAUAUUCAUAUAUUUACAUACUCCAUUGACUGAGGAAGAGGUCAAUUGGAUCCACCGGACGCGUCCGAAUCGGGAUCGAUUGGAACUGGCGAAGUUUCAUAGGAAUUCUGAUGUGUUCGGAUGGCAGCCGCCCGAUGGGACGUUUUUGAGGUCCGAUCUUUUGGGUGGUCAUAGACGAUUCCGUGGCUUGGGGAUACUGCUCGAGGAUGGCGAGUGGAAGCUUUCUGUAGACUUUUUUGCAGGGCCCGUGCCUCGACUAUGGGAAAUGAUAUGACACAGUAACAAUGCCUUCUUUGCUGUCACCCAAGCUCUCACACCGCCGC
Desarmillaria tabescens is the source of this 1137-nucleotide messenger RNA. RefSeq lists its product as uncharacterized. Lineage: Eukaryota; Fungi; Basidiomycota; Agaricomycetes; Agaricales; Physalacriaceae. The coding region runs from base 207 to 1088 and encodes 293 amino acids. The record is from RefSeq and is a predicted model, not a curated record. The transcript is spliced from 2 exons.